Messenger RNA from Saccoglossus kowalevskii, 2004 nucleotides. RefSeq lists its product as uncharacterized. The record is from RefSeq and is a predicted model, not a curated record. Lineage: Eukaryota; Metazoa; Hemichordata; Enteropneusta; Harrimaniidae.
CGCUCCUAGAGAGGACAUUUAUCGUCGGUUGAGUGCAAUAUUGGCUAGCUAGUUGAACUACUGUCAUGUUGUCGAUAAUAUUCUCACGUUAAACGCUGCUUGUCAGAUCACAUCUCCCAAGACAACAUGGGCCCAGAGAACGCGAUGACCGGCCAGACGCUUCUGACAGCCGUCUACAGUCAAAACUGGCCGGUCCCCGACCCAGCUCGAUCGCCGUCACGCCGAGGGUUUCAAGGAGACAAGCGGAGACAGUUGAACCACCGAAGUAACAGCGCACAAUUCAGGCGGACUGGGUGGUUAUCGACCGAAGAACGUGCCGAGUUGAUGUCUCGACCACCGACACCUUGUCACGGUCUCAGCUCUAACACCUUAGACCGGGACACGCUGAGGUGGAGAUCUUGGACACAGCGAAGCGAUGGCCAGCUAGGCGAAGAAGAUAGCCACACUGAUUUGUCGUUGUACAAAAUUACACAGGACACUUUCAAGAAACUUUCCAGACAAGUCAAAGACGUCAACACUAUGAUGAUAAAUAAAUUCCGCAGUAAUGGUUUCAGGAAACACUACAUGGGUAGCGAGAAGACGUCUCCCAGCAUUCAUAGCAGCAAAUUAGCGUCAAGUUUGCGCUCCACCAGGCCAUCAUAUGAGCGCUAUCAGCUUGACACAUCUAAUGAUAUCACUGUCCAGUCUCGACAAGCAAACCCAAUGGCAAGGUUGCCUAGGACAGGUUCGGCAAGAUCACAAUCUUCCUUGUCACAACGGCCGCAUUCAACGCUAUCGUACUAUAGCACAAGAUCCUCAACGUCUUCGUAUGAAUACGACAGAUUGUCCCAUGAAAUUGUGAGUGAGUUAGGGGAGCUUGACACACCUUCACCCUAUUAUGACAUACCUGAUGGGCCCUUUAGGACAGUUAAGCCUAGCACAUGGUCUGACACAGAGAGUGAGAAGUCUGAUGCUGCAGAGAAACAAGAAGAUAAUAAUGAGGAUGACGAGAGGUACGAGAGGCAGAAGAUGCAAUAUAAAGUACAAGAUUUCAUCAUUCCAUCUGAUCUAGAAGAUGACGAUGUGGAUUACAAUGAAUCAAAUAUAGAAGAUGAGGAUGAUGAUGAAUUCAGUGAGUUAUUGUCCGUACCUUUUUGCAAUAUGGAUUUGUUUUACCUAUCUUGUCUUGAGGAUGAUUGGAAAGAUGUUAUCGAAGACAAACCGGAAGGAGAUGAAGAGGUAAUAAUGGACAAACUAAUUGAGUUGGAAAGGUUGCAGUGGUUAACUAUAAACUGGGAAAACGAUAAACAAAAUAAACUAAAAAAAAGUAGUAAUAGUAAGCAGAAGAAUGGUAUGGAAAGGGCGCAGAGCGCAGGCCCCAGUACUAGAUUUCGGAGCAGAAACUGUGCUGAAGACUGUAUGCAGCCGGCAUGUGCUGGGGACUGCCCAUCGAAGCGUGUGCAGUCGGCAAAAGGAUGUUUACAUUGUAAAAAAAAGACGUGCAAUGGUUCAUGUACAGAGUACGGUUAUCAUCAUUUUGUACGGCAACCACGAUCUGAUAGUGAUGAUGAAAUGUUGAGAACAAGACCCAAGUCUUGUCAUAGUUGUACAAGGAAAUCAACUAGAGCUAAUACAAUCAAUGCAAACAAUACAGUACUUGGUCGACCCAAGUCAGCUUAUGCUACUUUUAGUUUGUCCGAACUGUAUAACGUGGAACCAAAAUCAUUAGGAUCUUGUAGCAGAAUGAACGGGGCUGUUCAAUCAGCACAACAAAUUGUCAUAUUACCGAGUCAUGCCACAAGUCGCUCUUCAACUCCAACAUCCACCAAAACAUUUUCACGUCCAUCUACUGCGAAAUCAACCACAGCACACCGUCCAAAGGGACGAGAUGCUGUGAUUCCCGGAAAGAGCUACACAUCACAGAGAAAAAACUCAAUCACCAAACUGUGCGAUGUCAAUAUUGUGAAAAUGAAUUCCAGACCAAAAUCACGCAGGAAAAGAAGGCCAAGAACAGCUAAGAAAUGA